Molecule: messenger RNA, 2053 nt
Organism: Diachasma alloeum
Lineage: Eukaryota; Metazoa; Arthropoda; Insecta; Hymenoptera; Braconidae
Product: BRCA1-associated protein
Exons: 7
Coding region: 292-1965 (557 amino acids)
Biological process (GO): Ras protein signal transduction; protein ubiquitination
Cellular component (GO): cytoplasm
Molecular function (GO): zinc ion binding; ubiquitin protein ligase activity
Source: RefSeq, a predicted model, not a curated record
UCGCGCCAGUGACCACGGCGACCUUACCCGACCAACGAUUCAUCCUGAACUGCCACUGUCAUCAAUCAAAUCCACCGCAAUCAUCGUGGUUCAAGGAAUUUCUACCUGGACUUGUACUCCUGCCUAGUGACCAGCUGAUCUCCAUCAAAACAGAGAGAGACCAGGACGUGCUUGUUCAUGAAUCACAGCCAACAAGUAAAGUAAACAGAAAAUUUCGUUCGAUCACUGAGAAGAAAAAAGUUGGUGGAUCCAUCAACAGUGAAAUAAAAUGAGCCUCUGGCUCAUUGUGUGAUGUCUUCAAUAAUACUGGUGUCACUGUGCGUCAUUCGCAUUGAGAUUGUAGACCCAGAGGCAGAAGAGACAGCAAGCACAAUGGCAGCUAGGAAAAUGCGAGGAAGGCGAGAGCCUCGUGAUAUCACAGUGGAGAGUUACGCAAGUGUCACUGAGGGUCCAGUUCCUCUGCUGUCGUCCCAGGGAUCGAGUAAACCGCACUCAAGGCCAAACUCAGAGGAGUCCUCGUCGUCGUCGAAUCAGAUUAACACAGCAACUGUCGAGGGAUCUCCGCCCAACGCAUCAUCAACAGAGCAGAUCAAUUUUAUCUCUGGUAAUCCCUUUGUGGAAGUCACUAAAGGGAUCUUGCAUCUUUAUAAAGAAGACGAAUUAACAGAGAAACAUUCAGCCGCCGAUCGCAGUCACACGAUAUGUAUCCUCUCAGUCCCAGCAACAAUGACCUGUCACGACCUACUGACAUUCACAGCAGCUUGCCACCAGGACAUCCAGCAUUUUCGGAUUCUCCGGGACAACAGUCCCAACCAGUACAUGGCGCUCAUCACAAUGCGCUCGUCUGCUGCGGCGAAUGAGUUCUACGAUACGUUCAAUGGAGCCCCUUAUAAUUCCCUCGAGCCAGAGGUAGUUUGCCACAUGGUUUUUGUCUCGAGGGUCGAGGUAGCGGACAAUGGAAUGGCCCUCACUGGUCAUACAGAACUGCCUUCUUGUCCAGUCUGUUUGGAGAGAAUGGACGAGAGUGUUGAUGGAAUACUCACGAUAUUAUGCAAUCACACGUUUCACUCGAGUUGUUUGGUCAAGUGGGGUGAUAUUUCGUGUCCUGUCUGUCGUUAUGCACAAACACCUGAGCCUGUGGCAGACAGCCACUGCAUGGAGUGUGUUGCAGACACAAGCAACGAUGCCCUAUGGAUCUGCCUGAUCUGUGGCCACAUCGGUUGCUCUCGUUACCAUCAGGGUCAUGCAUUUGAGCACUACCGUGACACACACCACUGCUAUGCAAUGCAGCUUGAAAACAAUCGAGUCUGGGAUUACGUCGGUGAUAACUUUGUGCAUCGUUUGCUCCAGGAUAAGGAUGGAAAGAUGGUCGAGGGGGGCCAGGAGUCCACGAAGGGCGAGGGGGCAGCUGUAGACGAGAAAGUUGAUGCUGUGCAACUGGAAUUUACGUACUUACUCACUUCUCAGUUGGAGACACAGAGACAGUACUUCGAGGAUCGGUUGAAUCGCAUUGAGCAACGAUCCUCUUCAGAAAUUGGGGAAUUGAGGGAGAAGUUGAAUAUAAUUUCAGAUGAAAAUUCGCACAUUAAGGAGAAAAUAGUAGCUCUAACAAAAGAGAAAUUAGCUCUCGAAAAACGUUUGCAGACUUCUAUAACAAAGCUAAAUCAGUGUCAAUCUGAAUUGUCUGAGGAGAAGGAGUUGAGGCAGGCCCUUCAGUUAAAUCAGACCUCCUGGCAAACGAAGCACAAGCAACUGCAGGAGGAGCUGAAAGAAUGCAAAAAUGCAAAAGACAGGGAGAUCCAAGACCUCAAGGAGCAGAUACGAGACCUAAUGUUCUUCUUGGAGGCACAGAAGCAGAUUGAGAAUUCAACGGAUAAAGACGACAUAGCUGGUGGUACAAUAAUUGUCCCCGAGAGCUCCACGACGACCCCCAAAUCCCGUUCACGACGAAAUCGAAAGCACUGAUUCAUUUUUAGAAUGUUAUUAUCAAGCGAAAAUGUGAAAUACAACUUUACCUCAUUCAAUGAAUAACAAAAUUUUUAUUUAAACUCAA